AUGGCCGACAUAUCCACCACCCUCCCUCUAUCGAGGUCAUCCGUCAUCUCGGCCCACGAGCUCAUCAAACCACACGUCCACCGCACGCCCGUCCUCACAAACACAACUCUCUCUACACUUGCGUCCACGCCCCGAACUGCCGACGACCUAAAGGGCACGCGCUUCGAAGGCAGGACACCCGCAAAGCCCAAGAUCAGACUGUGGUUCAAAUGUGAGAAUCUGCAGAGAAUUGGGGCGUUUAAAGUCCGGGGGGCGUUUCACGCGCUGGGACGGCUGAUGCUCGAGGAGGGGUGGGUUGAGGGCGGUGGCAAGGAGAGGGGAGUCGUUACACAUAGUUCUGGCAACCAUGCCCAGGCGCUGGCUCUCGCGGCGCGCGAAUCCUCCGUAAAAGCACACAUCAUCAUGCCCACCAUCUCUAUGCCGCAAAAGAUAGCCGCGACAAAGGGCUACGGCGCGAACGUCUACUUCAGCGGCAGCACGUCCGUCGAGCGAGAAGCCCUCGCCAACAAAGUCAUUUCCGAGACAGGCGCACGACUCAUACCCCCCUACGACCACCCGGACAUUAUGCUCGGCCAGGGAACCAUGGGUCUCGAACUACAGGAACAAGUUGCGGAGCUGCAAACGAAAGAUCCGUACUCGUCCGGGACGAAGGGCCUUCAGGGCAUCAUCACCCCCUGCGGCGGAGGGGGCAUGCUCUCGGGGGUAGCACUCUCCGCAGAAGGCACGGGGAUAAAGGUCUUUGGUGCGGAGCCGUCGUACCAGGGCGCCGAUGACGGGAAGAGGGGGUACGAAAGCGGCGAGAGGGUGACGAGCGUGAGUACGCUGACGGUGGCGGAUGGGUUGAGGACCCCGGUGGGCGAGUGGCCGUGGAAGGUGAUUUACGAGAGGAGGCUCGUGAGCGGGAUGUAUAGCGUUACGGAGGAGGAGAUCACGAGGGCGAUGAGGUUGGUGCUGGAGAGGAUGAAGGUGGUUGUGGAGCCGAGUGCGUGUGUUGGGCUGGCGGUUGCGUUGUUUGAUGAGGAUUUUAGGGCGAUGGUGGAGAGGGAGGGCGGGGAGGAGGGUUGGGAUUUGGGGAUUGUGUUUAGUGGUGGGAAUGUGGGGGUUGAUGCUAUCGGGAGGUUGUUCUCUGAAAGUUAA
Molecule: messenger RNA, 1137 nt
Organism: Pochonia chlamydosporia 170
Lineage: Eukaryota; Fungi; Ascomycota; Sordariomycetes; Hypocreales; Clavicipitaceae
Product: serine racemase
Exons: 2
Coding region: 1-1137 (378 amino acids)
Biological process (GO): pyruvate biosynthetic process; D-serine biosynthetic process; L-serine metabolic process
Molecular function (GO): D-serine ammonia-lyase activity; pyridoxal phosphate binding; serine racemase activity
Source: RefSeq, a predicted model, not a curated record